GGACAGUUGCCUUUAGUCUAGUCAGGGAGCGCGGGGGUUGCGGGCGCAGGAGAGAAGGCGCGUGUGCAUGUGGAGACGGAGACGGAGACGACGUCGGCCUCGCCUCUUAUUCCCCCCUCUUGGGUGUCGAUCGUGUCUGUCUGUCUCUCCCCCUUGUUUGGAAGCUGUGUCCUUUUUUUCGAUCUAAUCUGAGACGCUAGUGUGGUACACACACCCCGUCACCUCCUGCUACGACUCCAACUCAUUUUCGUUUAAGGACACUGCCCGUGUUUACAGUCUAGUCACGUAAAACAAGAAUUUGUGCUUUUUAUAAUACAGAUAAUAUAUAUAUUGUAGAGAUAGAUAAGAGAAAUAUUGCUAAGUCGUUAUUCUAUUUGUUUGAUGUUCGUUGUGAAUGAACUCGUGUCAUUGAGUGAUGAUAUGCUGAAACAGACGCGUGGAUGUACCAUACACUGCCAGCGUUGAGGCCUUCGUAUACCAAAGAAUUGCAAUACCGCAUCAUACCAAAGAGUGCGAGGAGCGUGGAUGUGGCAGGAGCAUGUUCUGACGAGCAGCCGGAGCAUUGCCGCGGCCUGGGCGAGCCUUGCAGUCGAGGAGGAGCCAGCGAGGUAGUCGCCCUCGUGAAUUCCCGUCCGGCCGCUUCUGCUCCAGCCCUUGGGCUCCGCCGCCGAGGAUUGUAUCGCAGUGUGUGAAGCUCCGCCCGUAGCUCCGCCCGUUGAUCUGGAGGCAGCCAGACUCAGCAGGGGAGGAGACAUCAAGGUGGAGGCCCUGUGGCGGAGCCUGGUCGAGACUUGGACGGCCGUACGCCUUAAGAUGAAGGUCACGCGAGAGACGUCUUCCAGGUA
This is a messenger RNA of Penaeus monodon (black tiger shrimp), 845 nucleotides long. RefSeq lists its product as uncharacterized. NCBI's taxonomy places the organism in Eukaryota, Metazoa, Arthropoda, Malacostraca, Decapoda, Penaeidae. The record is from RefSeq and is a predicted model, not a curated record.